AUAUGCAGUCACCAAUGGAGUAUCUAGUGAGCGCCAGUGCUGGUUGCAAUAUGCUGCAGCACAUGUGAGCUUGCGCCUCUGCAGUGCCUUGGUCUGCCACGCGAGAAGUUACCUUUUUUAGAACGGAGCAAGGGGCCCGGCUGUCGGUUGAGUGGACUCGGAAUCCAUGUCAGUAACUUGUUUGAUGUACUCAUAACGAGGUUUCUCUGCCGUAGCAAUCUUCCCCCAAUUCCGAGUCUGAACCGCCAUCAUCUUCUCCCGCAGAGCUCGUUAACCGAGCACUGAACCAUGGCUAUAGGGAAAUGGAACCCUUUUGGUCAACCUGUACUACAAACCACCACCGACCAUCCCGUCCCGCAACCGUUGCCAAUCCCUUGUCCCGAUGGAAAACAGUUUGGUCUAGAGAAUUUUGGCAACACAUGUUAUGCCAACUCUGUCCUACAAGCUCUAUAUUUUUGUAGUCCCUUUCGAGAGCUCAUAAUUCAGCAUGCAGAUCCGUGCGCCGUUAUCCAGGAAGCUCUUUCCUCUCAGUUCACUCCCAGUGCCGCUCCCGCCUCCCCAACUGUUGCUGCCCGUCGGAAGCCAACAGAGCCCCAGCCUGUACAGGAAUCUCCCCAAAAAACCGGUAUUGUGAAACCUCCGACACCACCGAUCCCUUCAUCACCACGGACCUUGAUGUCUGCACUUCGCUCCUUGUACAUCCACAUCUCCCAGAAUCCAGCUGAUAAAGGCACCGUUGCCCCCCGAGCAUUCAUAGACAAACUCAAAGAAUUAAAUGAGGCAUUUAGAAAUACCAUGCACCAGGAUGCCCACGAAUUUUUAAACUACCUUCUUAACAAGAUUGUUGAGGAAAUAGAAGAAGAAAAGAAGUUCCUGCAGGUUCCUAUCGACGAUUCGGCUCAUUCAGUCAAAUCGUCAUCUACAACCUCCCAACCGUUGGUAAUGACAGCAAGCACGUCGAGCUACAGGCAAUCCGCCGACGGGAGCUACAUUUAUACACCAGAUAUUCGAGGUAUACUGACUAGUGAAACUCGAUGUCUGACAUGCGAGAAUGUAUCUUCACGUGACGAAUCAUUUUUGGACCUCUCCAUAGAUAUCGAACAGAACUCGAGCGUGACAGCAUGUCUUCGACAGUUCAGCGCUAGUGAAAUGCUCUGCCAGAGAAACAAGUUUUUCUGUGACGGAUGUUGUGACCUCCAGGAAGCGGAAAAGAGGAUGAAGAUAAAGCGACUGCCCAAUGUUCUCGCUCUACAUCUCAAGCGCUUCAAGUAUCAAGAAGAUGUACAAAAGUACAUCAAGCUGGCUUAUCGCGUUGCAUUUCCCUUCGAGCUCCGCUUGUUCAACACUAUAGACGAUGCUGAGAACCCUGAUCGACUGUACGAACUCUUCGCCAUAGUGGUUCACAUCGGAAAGUACGUCCCCUGUUGCGUGUGACGCUCGUUAUCUGUAAUUGCUGCUGACACGCCUUUCUUCCCUCGUUCGUCUUUGUAAAUAUAGCGGGCCAAACCAUGGUCACUAUGUCAGCAUCAUCAAGACGUUGGGUACCUGGCUCGUAUUCGACGAUGAAACAGUGGAGUCGAUCAAAGAAUCCGACAUACCCAAGUACUUCGGCGAAUCUAAUUCGGGCUCCGCCUAUGUACU
Messenger RNA from Suillus subaureus, 1641 nucleotides. RefSeq lists its product as uncharacterized. Gene Ontology annotation, cellular component: cytosol; nucleus. The coding region runs from base 289 to 1434 and encodes 381 amino acids. NCBI's taxonomy places the organism in Eukaryota, Fungi, Basidiomycota, Agaricomycetes, Boletales, Suillaceae. Gene Ontology annotation, molecular function: cysteine-type endopeptidase activity; cysteine-type deubiquitinase activity. The record is from RefSeq and is a predicted model, not a curated record. The transcript has 6 exons. Gene Ontology annotation, biological process: protein deubiquitination.